AUGAGUUUGCUUGCUUGUUUAAAAAGAUAAAAAAUGGAAAAUUAAAUCAUUUUUGGGAUAGUAGCAAUAAUGUUAAUUUCAUCAAUAUUAAUUGGGAUUGCAUUUCUUAUUUAGAAUAUAGUGCUUUUUAAAAUGAUUGAAGCUUCGUCUUCUAUAAUAUUUAUAAGACAAGAGAAUAACUCAAUUUAGAACCUUGGCUAAUCAAUCAAAAAUUAUUUUAUGAGAAAACAUGAAUUAUGUAUCAAGCUGUUCUAUAUAUAGACAUCCAUAGAUUGAACAAUAUCAAUAAAUUAUUUUAAUAUUACUCAGAAAUUGAAUCGAAGGUGAAGAAGAUGGAUUAUUUGGAGUACUGUCUAUUUUAAUAAGACAUAUAAAAAAAUUAAAUACGAUAUUCUGCAGCUUAAUUCUGUUAUUAAGCUUGUGGAGUAUAUGAUCAUUUUACUUUGCCUUAGAAUGAUAGAAUGAUAGAGAUUUUUAAUUAAACAACUCAAAUAUUGAAUUAAUUCACUAUCAGUUUUCCAGUAACUUUAGAAUCGAUUUUAUCAUAUGCAGAUCUAUCAGAAACACAAUUUUAUGCUGCUUAUCCUCUUGCCUAUUCGGUAUAAGGUUAUUAACCAAAAAAAAGACUAUGGUACACUAAUCACAUUUAAUAAAUGAAUCGAAAUUUAAAUAGCGAUUUAUUUUAUUCUCCUGCUUAUUUAGUUGUCCAUCUUUAGACUUAUGCCAUAUCAUUAACUCAUACAUUAUUCAAUUAUGAAAAUGAAAAAAUUGGAUUGGCCUAAUAAAUGAUAUAAUUAGUUGAUUCAGCCAUUUAAGAUCUUCCUUAUAAUGCUUUAUUAAUAAAUAAUGAAGGAUAACUAGUAUUAAAUGCAGCAGAUUUUGAAUAUGACCCUAAAAAUAUUAAUUAUAUAUAUAACUAAACAUUGACAGGCUUCAAUAAAAGUGAUUGGGAAUUCAUGCAAAAACUUUCAAAGAAUAGAACUAAUGUAGAAAAUUGUAAUAAUUUUCAAAAUGUUUAUUGCCUGUAUGAUAAAUUGAAUAAUUCUACUAUAAUUGUAUUUACAAGUCAAUUGAAAAAUGAAAACUUUACUAUUUUAUUGUAUUAUUAUUUUUGAUGAUAAUUUAGAUAUACAAAUUUUACCUUGCAGUCAUAGAUAAAUGAACAAAUGGCAUUACUAUAAUUAGGGUUAUUAGAAGUUGUUAAAAGAAUUUGCUUUGAACAUUUAGCAUGUAUAAUAUUUAUAACAGCAGUUUCAAUGUUAGCAUCUAGACUGCUCUUUUUACCUUUAAAAUAUUUAAUGAAAAGUAUAAAAAAUCAUAUUUUAUAAAUUGGAAACAAUUUAAAUACAGAGGUAUUUAAAAUUUUACAUAAUGGAUAAAGGAGAAGAGGUAACACUUUUUCUAAAUUAACUUUUGAAAUAUUAAAAUUUUAGGAUAUUUUAAACAAUAGAAAAUCUUAUAGAAAUCCAAUCUGUCAUUAAAUAGAAAACUUUUAAUACAAGUUUAAGAGAGAGGGAGAGAGGAAAACCAAUUUCAUUUUUGAUGACAUAGAUUUCUUAAGUAAUAAUUAACAAAAUGAAUUAUCUGAAAAGAAACUUUAUUUAAUGUGCAAACAAUUAAUUCAUGAUAAAUAUAAAUAUCAAAAAGAAUGUAGCUGA
Paramecium sonneborni is the source of this 1658-nucleotide messenger RNA. Lineage: Eukaryota; Ciliophora; Oligohymenophorea; Peniculida; Parameciidae. The record is from the annotation of a GenBank genome assembly.